AUGAGCGUGAGGGUCCCUGGAAAGUGAGCCACUGCCCACCGCAAGGGGGCGCACCUUCCUCGCGGCCGGCUCCGUCAGCCACAGGCGCGCGCAGACGCUCCGAAGCAGCAGUCGCUGUCCGCGCUCCGUGGUGCUGAACGCAAAGCCGCGCGGUGGUCCGAAGGAAGGGAGCGGAUUCAUUCGGCACUGCUGGGAGCUUUCGGAACUGUCCGCCUCCCGCCGGUGCUGAAGCCCAGCAGAAUCCCGGACCAUUCCUUCUGCAGCAGAGCCAGAUCUCCCAAUGAGCAACGGGAUCCCCAACAGGAGACGAUGCUGAUUUAGAUCAGACCUGGUUGCUGAGCUUUGACAAGCCGGCCAAGCUCAAGUCCCCACCGCUAUCCCAUCUUUUCUUCUUUCCUUGAUCCUAACCAUUCCUCCAGCAACUUCCUCCCCUCCUCAACACAGCUAGUCAUGGCUUUCAUGGUGAAGUCCAUGGUGGGUGGGCAACUGAAGAACCUCACCGGUGGACUGGGAGGAGAAGAGAAAGGAGAAGGGGAGAAGUCCCCAGCUGAAGCCCAGGGGAUGACGAAGGAAGAAUACGAAGAGUACCAGAAGCAGCUAGUGGAAGAAAAAAUGGAGCGGGAUGCCCAGUUUGCACAGCGCAAAGCAGAACGAGCCACCCUGCGGACCCACUUUCGGGAUAAAUACAGACUUCCCAAGAAUGAAACAGAUGACAACCAGAUCCAGCUGGUCGGGGGUGACGUGGAGCUCCCCAAAGAGCUGGCCAAGAUGAUUGAGCAGGACAACGAAGAGGAGGAGGAAAAGGACUCUGUUAUCGGACAGCUGACCAGCAUCCAGAACCUGGACCUGGAUUCCCUGAAGGACAAGGCCCAGGCCACGCUGGAUGACCUCAAGCAGUCUGCCGAGAAGUGUGCCGUCAUGUGACCCAGCUGUUGCUCUUCAGCAGAAUAAACCCCUCCCCCUCCCAA
Messenger RNA from Lacerta agilis (Sand lizard), 968 nucleotides. RefSeq names its product complexin 3 (gene CPLX3). Gene Ontology annotation, molecular function: syntaxin binding. Gene Ontology annotation, biological process: synaptic vesicle exocytosis; neurotransmitter transport; regulation of neurotransmitter secretion. The coding region runs from base 451 to 924 and encodes 157 amino acids. The transcript is spliced from 3 exons. Gene Ontology annotation, cellular component: SNARE complex; terminal bouton. Lineage: Eukaryota; Metazoa; Chordata; Lepidosauria; Squamata; Lacertidae. The record is from RefSeq and is a predicted model, not a curated record.